AUGGCGAACAAGUUUGGAUUAGGUUCUUUAUCUUUAGAAACUAAAAAACCUAACACUACAGCGUGGAUAAAUAAAGCGAAACCUUACUUUGUGGAUCAAAUCGGAGACACUCUUCAAGGUGAUUUAGAUAUGAACAAUUUUACCAUAACUAAUUUAAAGUCUCCCGAAAACGAUAAUGACGCUGUUCACAAGAAAUAUUUACGGGAACAAAUAAAUUCAAUUGAAGUAAAAGUUGAUUCAAUAUUCUUCAGACAAAACCCUCGUUUUUCUAAUAAAUUUAACGCUCAAAAAGUUCUUCAGUUUAUCAAAAAAUGUAGAAUCUAA
Messenger RNA from Lottia gigantea (owl limpet), 324 nucleotides. RefSeq lists its product as hypothetical. The coding region runs from base 1 to 324 and encodes 107 amino acids. The record is from RefSeq and is a predicted model, not a curated record. NCBI's taxonomy places the organism in Eukaryota, Metazoa, Mollusca, Gastropoda, Lottiidae. The transcript is spliced from 2 exons.